Plasmodium vinckei vinckei is the source of this 4623-nucleotide messenger RNA. Its product is annotated as conserved Plasmodium protein, unknown function. The record is from RefSeq and is a predicted model, not a curated record. NCBI's taxonomy places the organism in Eukaryota, Apicomplexa, Aconoidasida, Haemosporida, Plasmodiidae. The transcript is spliced from 3 exons. Bases 1 to 4623 code for a protein of 1540 amino acids.
AUGGAAAGAGAGCAUGCGAAUGAAGAAGUUAUGGAGAAGAUAGUAAAAAAUAACAAAUAUUUAUAUGUUCAAAAAAAUUAUGCAAUUAAUAUGAAUGGGAAUAGUAACAUUAGUACAAACGAGCAAGAGAUCGGUUCGUUUGACUUUCAUUUACAAAAUAGUGAACAAACUGAAAAAAAUCCACAAAUCCGCAAUAUGAUCGAACUAAAGAAUAAGCACAAACAUAAGCAUAGACAUAGGCAUAAUAAAAUUCCACAUACAAUACCUUUGUCACUUCUUUUUAAUAACAUAAAUGAGCGUCAUGUUAUAGAGAAAGAUAAAAUAAAUAACUCUAGUAGUACUAUCGUAUAUAUUCGUAGAAAAAAUAAAUUAAAAAAAAUAUCAAUUUUAGAUCAUUUGAAAAAGCUUAAUAAAAAAUGUAAAUUUAUUAAUUAUAUAUUAUAUAGUGAUUUGCAUCAUGAAUAUCAAGAUGGGUUAAGGAAGUCUCGAGUAAAUGUUGAUGGAGUUUCUAUAUCCAAAAUUGGGCAUAGUGUUAAUAAUUUAAAUGAUGGAAAAAAUAGCAUAGUAACAAAUAUGCAAAAUAGGAGGAAAUAUAUUGAUAUAGUAGAACCUGAACAGAGCGCCAUAAACAAAGUCGGUAUUAUAAAUAAUAACAAUGAAGUUAUCAAACUAUCGAGGAGUGUACAAAACAAAUCAAUAAGUUUUAAUGAAAAUAAUAAUAUAUAUAAUAGUUCAAAUCAAUUAUAUUGUGUAAAAAGGAAUGAUAUAUAUGAAGAAAAAGAAAAUAAAAAAAGAGUGAAACAUGAUGAUAUAUAUAUUAAUAUAAAUAUGAAUAAAUUAUUAUAUAUAUAUAAAUGUAUGCAUAUACAAUGUAUGCACAAUUUAACUCCUCUAUGUUCUCUCUUAAAUAAUUAUGUACCUAAUGAUUGUAGUAUAACUAAUUUUUUUAGCAAUUCAUAUAAUAAUUAUUUUGUUAAUAAUAUUUUUUUUCACAAUUUUUUUUAUACAUAUGAUAAUAAUCUUGUUUUGUUACUCAAUUCUGGAAACAUGGAUCCAGUUAGAUAUACAUGUGGGCAAUAUGAAGAAUAUGGAAAUAAAAAUUAUUGCAAAAAUAGUAGUGGCAUUCCUCCAUUUUUAGAUCAUAAUGAUAAAAAGAAAAUGUUGGGAAAAAAUAGAGAUAAAGAUUUAUAUCAAUUAUACAAGGAUGAAGAAACGAAUACCCAAAUUAGUAGUCGACCCAUAUUGAUAAGAGAUAAUAAUCAUUGUGAUGGAAAUAUGUUAGCAUUUGAUAACACAAGAGAAAUAAGUGAAAAGUUGAUAAAGAAUAUACGUCAAUAUCAACCUGAGUGUGAAAUGCAAAAGAGUUUUACAAUUUCCAAAACAGCGGAAAAAUAUAUUGAAAAGAUAUUACUACUUUUAUAUAAUAAUAUAGAUUUAAAUGAACGAGAUAAAAUAAAUGGGAAUAGUAAAGACUUGUGUGAUAAAAUGACAACUGAUGGAACAAAAGAAUUUGAUAAUUUAUUUGAAUACAUAGAUAAAAAUUUAAAUAAUUGUUUAAGAAAAAAAUAUAAUUUUAUUUAUAAUAUUACAGAUCAAAAAAAUAAUUUAUCAUAUUUAAAAACGGGUGCAAUAAUAUCUCAUCCAUUUUUACCUGUCUAUGCUCUUGUACAUAUAAAUAAUGAAAAAAAAAUGAACACAGACAAUGAAUUAGAUAAAUAUAAAUUUAAAAUAAGAUUAUGUAAAUUUACAAAUAAAUCAGAUGAUAUAUCCUAUAAAUAUGGGGACAUAAUUACAAGUGUUUUAUGGAAUACAAAUGGAAAUUUAUUAAUAAUAUCGGAUGAUCGAGGUUAUUUAUAUAUUUAUAAUAUAUUUUUAGGAAAUUUUAUACAAAGAAAAAACAAAAAUAAAUUACAUCAUAGUCAAGGGAAUGAUAUAACAGGAACAAACACAAAUGCGGAUAAUAAUGUGAAUGGUUCAUCUUAUGAUGUUAAUAAAAAACGAGAUACAUUGAAAAAUGUGUCAAAAUAUAAAAAAAGCAAUUCAAAACGAUAUAAUAAAAGUGAAUCAUAUUAUGAUAAAGAAACGGAUGGGAAUGAAGAAUAUUUUCACUAUGAUGAUGACGAUGAAAAUGAUGAAAAUAAUGGAGAAGAUAACGAAUAUGAAUGGAUAGAACAAUAUGGAGAAGAAAGAUAUGAAUAUGAUGAAGAAGGAGAUUUUGAUGGAACUGAUGAAUAUGAUGGUGUUGAUGAUAUUGAAAGAGAUGGUGAAUUAGGUGAAUUUGAUGAACAUGUUAAACAAGCCAAAAAUAUAGAAUCGGAACAACGAAAAAAUGAGAAAAAUAAAAUGAGUGAUAAUAAAUAUAAUUUUACAAGUAGUGAAGCAAAAUAUUCUAAAAAGAAAAAGAGUGAUGAUACUAGUUUUGGAAGUAAAAUAAAAGGAAAUAAUAAAAUACGGAAUUUUUUUAAAGAUAAUUUUUUAAAAAAAAAUAAAAAUAAAAGUUCCUUGGAUGUAGAUGAUAAUAAUUUUUAUUUAAUUACAAUUGGAAAAGGAAUAAAUACAAAAUGUAUAAACAAUCAUACAACAUAUAUAAAUUCAAAUUAUAUACAAAAUGAAUUUAAUCAAGACAAUUUUAUUUCUCCAAAAGAAACUAUGAAUAUGAAUAGUCAAGAUCAUUUUUUAAAAACAAAUUUAGCAAAAGAUAAAAAUAGUUCCGAUCGUAAUAUGUCAACGCAUGUUGAAGAUAAGCGUCUAACCAUACCAUCUCAACAAUGUAACGUAAAUAAUAUAAUUCAAAUGAAUCACCAAAACGAAAUAACAGAUGAAUAUAACAAUGGCUACUCAUGUAAUGAUACAUAUACUACAACUAGUAAACAAGAUGAACAAUAUUUUAAUAUGACAAACAAAUAUGAAGAUUGUGAAAAAUGGACUGAAUCGAAUGUUAAUCAACAUGGUGGACAAAGUUGUGAUAAUGUAGGUGGAAAAAAUUUAGAUUUAAAAAAAAAAAAAAAUUAUAAAGAGGUUGAAAGAAAAAGUGCUAAUAAUAUUGACACAUUUUUAAAUCUCCAUGUUUUUAAAAAGAAGCAUUCCUAUUUUAAAUCUCGAUUUUUUUAUUUCGAUUCACCAAAUAUUGUAUUUUUCAAUAAGCAUAAGAAAUUAAAAAAUAUAUUACAAGAGAAUUUAUGUAUAUGUGUGUGGGAUUUAUGUUCAAUGCUAACGAAUGAGCAAAAAACAUAUUUACUAGAUAAAAAAAAUAUGAAUGUUAAUAAAAAUGUGAAUGCUAAUGAUAUAGGUGGAAAUGGAACAUCAAAUAAUGUUAGUUUUGAGGGUGGGCAAGAUACUAUAAAAAGUAGUAGCAUUAAUAAGGAAAAAGAUAAAAAAUUACAAAACAUUAUUUUACAUCCAACAUUGGUAUGUAUUAUUAGUAAUAUAUCAAAAUAUAAAAAUCAAAUGAAUAAAAAUAAGAAUACUGAAAAUGAAAAUUUUAUAACAUCUUUUUGUUCUUGGAUAAGUCCUACUAAUUACAUGAACAAGAUUGAGAAUCCAUUUGAAAAAGAACAAAAUGAAAAAAUAAAAAAACAAAAAAAAAGAGUUCAUAAAAAUUAUUAUAGUGAUCAAAUUAUGAGCAGUUCUAAUAUUCCAAAUCAGGGCAAUCCAAAUGAUUUCCCUAAUAGUACUAUAAUACGUAGUAUCAAACAAAAUAAAAAUAAUAAAAUAAUAAUAAAAGCUAAAAAAACGAGUAAACAAAAGAAAAGUAUGUUUUGGAACUUUUUUAAAAAUAAAAUAUAUUCAAAUAAUUUCUCGGGAGAUUCUUACAUAUUUUAUGGAGAUCAAAUGGGAUAUAUACACAUUAUUCAUUUGCAAACAUAUAAAGAAAUUUUAUGUUUUAAGGCCUUUGACGUUCCAAUAUUUAAAAUAUUUAUAACAAAAAUAGAUGCGAUUACUAAGUUGCUAAUAUUGGCAGAUACAAAGCUUCGAAUAUACGAAAUAGUGGGUCCACGAGAAAUUUGCUUUAUAAAGGAGGUUGAAAUAAAUCAUGAAUUGUCACCUAAGAAAUGUAUCUGUGAAGAAAAUUUAAAUGAAUUAAAAGAGAAAAGAAAAAUAGAAGAUAAUGAAAAUGAAGGAAUGUCGAUAUUUAAUUUGUCCUAUUUCUUAUCAUCAAAUUAUCAUAAAAAAAAUAAUAGUACAAGAAGUGAAGAAAAAGUUAAUAUAAUAAAUAAUGCAUCGAAAAAUAAAAUAAAUUUUGAAAACGUAAAUACAUUAAGUGGUACAGUAUCAACACUUGAUAAUAUGACACAAAUAAAAAAUAAAACUAAUACAAGUAUAUCUAAAGAUUCUUAUAAUAAUAAUGCAAAAAAUAGUAGUAUUAUUUAUAAAAAUUCAAUUAGUAAUUCAUCUUUUGGAUCAAUUAAUAAUUUUAAAAAUAUGUCUGAUAGUGAUGAUGGUAAUAAAGAUGCUUAUCAAAGUGUUAUAAUUGGGGGUAUAAAUUUUGGAUAUUUAGGUCUUAAUUUUUCAAAAUUUAUUAAUAAUAAAAAGAAUAAAAAAAUAAUUGAUGCCUACUUAUUAACAAAUUCACAUUUAGUUACUAUAUCAAGUAAUGGAACAAUUAUUUUGAUUAAAAUUUAG